Molecule: messenger RNA, 2580 nt
Organism: Sporisorium graminicola
Lineage: Eukaryota; Fungi; Basidiomycota; Ustilaginomycetes; Ustilaginales; Ustilaginaceae
Exons: 1
Coding region: 1-2580 (859 amino acids)
Biological process (GO): intracellular signal transduction; protein phosphorylation; negative regulation of glycogen biosynthetic process
Cellular component (GO): nucleus; cytosol; cytoplasm
Molecular function (GO): ATP binding; protein serine/threonine kinase activity
Source: RefSeq, a predicted model, not a curated record
AUGCAGAUGCUCGCCUCUUCCCCGAACCCUCAAGCCAACCCCUCGCUUCAGCAGCGCAUGGUUGCCGGCGACAACGCCUGGAACCCUGCCGAAGACAUGGACUGCGAUGCCGACGAGAUCCUAGUCGCUCCAACGCUCACGCUUAAGCAAGGUAUCAACAAUGUCAUGACCAACAUGGCUUCUUCCUUGUCCAACCACUCAAUUUCCUCGUCUAGCAGCUCCGGCGACCUGGAGCCCGAGCUCAGCCAAUCGCUAGGUUCCGUCUCGAGCUUUGACCUCCGCACACCACUCAAGACCAGCCUCGCUGCCAAUCACCUCUACGAGCCCAACGACGCUUUCAACCUUCUGGGCCUUCACAAGCAGAUCGCCCCCGUUGCAGCUCGACCCGCCACCAAAAACAUGCUUGCCGAUGCGCUCGCUGCAAGAAAGGUUCGCCCCGCCUCCAACCCAUCAUCAGAUGGGACCGAAUCGCCUGCACCCUCAGCACAGGCGUACAUGCCUUCGACACAAUCCGUCUCUCCCAAGAGUCAAGUUAUGUCUGGCCCUCGACCUUUCACCGUGGCGUCGCCAUCGUCGCCGCUCAACCGCCCCAACAAGCCAAAGCUCACCCUGCCUGUCUUGGCUUCCUCCGCUUUCUCUCGUCCCAACUUUCCUCAGACACCUGGCGGUUCCCUCUUUCACGGCGCUCGCGAUGGUGCUGCCACCGGUACACCUGUUAGCCCCUUCUUGCCUCCCACUCCCCUCGUUGCUUCGAUGAUGGAGGCCGAGCAGAUCAAGGGCUUCUCCAAUGGUCAACAGCAGUCGAUGCGUAUCGAUGGCGCUUCACGCUCGUCCAUCUCGCCUCCACUGGCUCGGGCUUCGUUGCCCUUCCCCAUCACCUCCACGCCGCGCCAGUCCAAGCCCGUCCGCGCACCUUUGCAGCGCCACGGCUCGCUUGGCAUGUCGCCCCUCUCGCAAUCAUUUGCCAGCGUCAGCAUGCGAGGCAAAAGCAAGAGCAACGACAUCCCAUCGUCCACGGGGUCUCCCAUCCCGCGUCGUGCGCAAGAGCUGUCUCCCGGGCACAACCCGGGCUCGCCGUCGACGCUCCUCACCCCUCCUUACUCUCCACUCACUUUGACCAAGAGUUUACCGGAUGAGGCCUCGGUCAUCGCACAGCGAAGGUCGAGCAGCUCCAGCAGCAGCGUCUCUUCGUCCAGCAGCAAGAAGCUGCGCGCCAAGGAGAGCCUGCUCGGUGGAGGCGCGGAUCUUGCAAGAUCAUUCAGCGCCAACCGCUUCAAGUCCAACACACGCGCCAAGGCCGUCCCAAAACCUUUCAACCUCGACAAGGCAUUCCCCGUCGAGUCGCAAAACCCAAAUGUCGGUACUUCGAGCCCGCAGCCGCUGUCAGCACCGGCCAUGAAGAUCUCGUUUGCCGAUGACGAGACCGAAAUCGAGAUCGACCAGCGCGCAAGUCCGGAGCCGAUGGUGACCGAGCAGUCGACCUCUCAGUUGGACGUCACGCCAGCCGAGUCGACGCCAGUGCCCGAUGCUUCGCUGCUGUCACCCUGCGACGCGCUCAAGGCGCCUGUCAUGGAAAAGUCCUUCAGCGCCCCGUUGCCGCCUGCUCAGACCGUGUCGGCGCGUCACCUGGCCGACCACGAGCUGCAUCCUCGCUUUGACUCUUCGUACACGAUCGGAGACGAGCUCGGCAGCGGUGGCUUUGGGUUUGUCGUGGCUGCCAAGCGCAACAGCGACGGCUUGCCCGUGGCUGUCAAGUUCAUCUUUAAGAACAAGGUGCCCGCGCACGGCUGGGUGCGCGACCCCAAGCUCGGCGUCAUCCCCAUGGAGGCGUUUGUGCUCAAGGUCGUGGACCACCCUGGUGUGGUCAAGUACAUCGAUCUCUUUGACGACCGUCAGUUCUUCUAUCUCAUUAUGGAGCUGCAUGGCACGCCUUGGCAGCCGCCUGCGCCGGAACCUGUUGCGGCCACGAAAGCACUGCGUCCCGCACCCAUGAUGCGCAGGACGAGCCGCGACCUGUUUGAGUGCAUUGAGCAGCACUCGAAGUUGACCGAGGAGCAAGCACGCUGGGUGUUUGCGCAGGUCGUCGAGACCGUCUGGCAUCUCGACCGCAUCGGCAUCUGCCACCGCGACAUCAAGGACGAGAACUGUGUCGUCGAUGCCGACUUCAACGUGAAGCUGAUUGACUUUGGCUCGGCGGUGAUCACGGAUGUGCGCAAACCUCAGCCAUACUUCAACCGUUUCUUUGGCACCAUGACUUUUGCCAGCCCGGAAAUCUUGCAAGGUCAGCCGUACCGCGCCCCGCACGCCGAGAUCUGGUCCUUGGGCGUCCUGCUCUCGAUCCUGCUUAGUGGACAAUGUCCGUUCCCGGACCCGGCGGCGGCGAUCAAGGGCAAGAUCAGCAAGCCCAAGGGCGCGUGGUCGGCGGAAGCGCUCGACCUGCUGCUUCUGUGUCUCGAGGUGGAUCCGGAAAGGAGAGGCACCAUCGCUCAAAUCCGCGAUCACCCCUGGGUCCACAGGGCGUGGAAGGAACGCGCCGCCAAACUUAACCACCACAAAACUACCACUACUCCCUCGCUCUGA